This is a messenger RNA of Rosa rugosa (rugosa rose), 723 nucleotides long. RefSeq lists its product as uncharacterized. The transcript has 2 exons. NCBI's taxonomy places the organism in Eukaryota, Viridiplantae, Streptophyta, Magnoliopsida, Rosales, Rosaceae. The coding region runs from base 1 to 723 and encodes 240 amino acids. The record is from RefSeq and is a predicted model, not a curated record.
AUGAUGGAAGGUUACUUUGUUCAACAUCCAGUUUUCAAUGAUGAGGAAUUCCGAACACGAUACAGGAUGAGUCACAAUGUUUUCAACCGCAUCUCUAGUGACCUUUGCCACUAUGACCGGUACUUUGUUCAGAAAUCAGAUGCUGCCAAGAAAGUCGGACUACUUCUGGAGCAGAAGCUGACAUGUUCCUUACGAAUGCUUGCUUACAGUGCUGGGGCAGAUCAAUGCGCUGAGUAUUGUGGAAUGAAAAAAUCUAUCUCCAUCGAGGCUCUUCAACGAUUUACAAGAGGAAUCUUUAAUCUAUUAUGCAACAAUCUCAACGUCCUGGCAAAGUCCCCAUUGUUUGACGAGCUUACUGUUGGGAGAGCACCUCAGAUCCAAUUCCAAGUGAAUAACAGAAUUCACAAUUUAGGCUACUAUCUUGCUGACGGUAUCUAUCCUAGAUGGGCAACUUUUGUGAAAACAAUUCCAAGGCCUACACGACCCAAGGAUCUCAAGUUUUCCCAGGCUCAAGAGGGGUACAAGAAGGAUGUGAAAAGAUGUUUUGAUAUUUUACAGUCGCGAUUUAGUAUUGUUAGAGGAGCUGCUCGUGGGUGGGAUAGGGAAGACCUUCGAUACAUCAUGUUGACUUGUAUUAUAUUACACAACAUAAUAGUUGAGGAUAAAGACCAGAGGACAACGAUAAGGAAUUGGAGUCCGAUGAAGAAGAGGAGAACAAUAUGA